AUGGACAUGAUCCAUCUUCGACAUCCAGAUGAAGUGGAAAAUGGCUCUGGUGACUGCAGUGGCACAAGCUUGCGGAAUAGGCCAGGCCUGCACCAUGCCACGCCCUGCACCGGGCUUCGAGUGUGCGCAUGCGUUAAUCCACACGCGCCCUGGCCCCACCCAGCAGGCCAGGGCGCGCAUGCGCGGGAAGCCCUCGGGAUCCCUGAGGCCGUGAGGGCUCGCGGCGCCUGGAGCAACGGACCAGGACACGGGCCUGGCCUGGCCUCCGGCACCAUGAACCCCGCCUCUCACGUCACCGUCACACAGGAAAUCCGCCUCAAGCGAGGCCCUUCAGGGUUGGGAUUCAAUAUUAUCGGAGGAACUGACCACCGGCACUUUUGUAAUGAUUCUGCAAUCUAUGUUACCAAAAUUAAAGAAGAUGGACCUGCAGCUCUUGAUGGACGUUUAAAGGAGCAAGACCAAAUCUUAGCAAUCAAUGGGCGAGAGCUCUGCAACUUGACUCAUCAGGAAGCAGUGGAAAUAUUUCGAAAUGCAGGUGACGAGGUGACACUACUAGUCUUAAAAAAGAUAAAAUCCAAGAAUAACCAAAUCCACAUCUCUGGUUUCUCAUCACUAGUACUGACAGCGCUGGGUAUAUCAGUGUUGGCAAUGGUUGUAUACAUGAAAUAUCGUCAUAGGUUAUAAAAAUGAAAAAAAAACUGAUGUCUUUUCCUGUAGGGCAAUAAUGUUUAAUACUCAAUAUUUGCUGCUGGUUGAGUGGCUAGCCAGAUGUUAACUGACAUUUGUUAACUAUUAUAGGAUUGUAAAGGGAAUACGUACAGAAUGGCUGAGUCAUUUAUAGACCACAGAUAAUAAGUUGCCAGUUUAUUACCUUGCAACUGCUUCCUUUUAUCUCCUGGAUGUAAUUUAUUUUUGUAACAGACAAUUAAACAUCUACCAUAAAUUUUAAGACAUAAACAUGAAUGACAGUGUAACCUAUGUGCUUGAAAUUUUUGUAAAGACACUUGGAAGAUUCUGCAGGAGUAAUCAAUCAAGUAACGAUUUCAAAGUUAUAUGACUUGGAAAAAUUAAGUUAAAUUUUUAGAAAAUUCAACAAACUGCAUGUGUGUUCUCUUAUACACUGGAGUGGAUAGUGUUUAGAAUUCAGAUUAAUAAUCAACAUUGAGACUGUUAAUGUCUAUCAACAGCUGCUUUUGUAAGUACUGUCCACAAACAGUUGAGAAAUCUGUUGGCAAAUGUAAUGCCUGCAUUAUUUUGUUCAGAUGAAAUCUCAUUUCUCAAAAUGUGAUUGAACAGUUUAAAACAUACAAUAAGUAUGGACAAAAUAAUGGUAUAGUAUUUCACUUAGCAAAUUUCCAUAGUCAUUACAACAGUGUACAAUCAAAGAUACCUUUGUAAUUUUUUUAACUCGGCUUUUUUAGACAAAGCACAUGAAAACAUGGACUCAACUGUUGGCAGAUGCCAGUAUGAGAGUUUACAGUAUGCUAUGAUACUUGUUUUGUUUUCUGUCAUUCUUAAUUUUCACUACAGCCUUUGUAUUAAAAUCAAAUAAUUUUUUGUAAUUUUGGGUACAAUAAGUGUCACCUAAUUGGCAAGUUUUAAUGUGAUCUUUUGUGGAAUGGAAUACUUUUAACUUGGUUAAUUUUCGUAUAAAAGGUUUUUAUCUUUUCUAUAUUAUAUUACAAUUUAGAUGUCUUGUUGCCCUAGUAUGCUUCCUUCGCAGUGUUCUUAAGUACAAGAGUUGGACAAAUCCCUAAGAAACUAGUUCUGCAUAUAAACAUGAGCAUUCCAUAACUUUAAAACUAUGUGUCUCUUUCAGCAUAUAAAUGUUUAUCUGCUGACAGUUAAUUAUAUGUGUAGUGCUUCAGAUGAUUACUCUGGUGCAGGUCCUUGGGCUACUGGAUAUACUACUUGUCAAAUGUUACCAUAGGCUAAUACAGUUGCUAACCCUGCUUGAGUCACAUCACUUCAGCUGGCUGAUCACCAAGCAAUGGUGAAAAUUGUGGAUAAGUCUUUGGGGCUCACUGACCUACUGUUCCAGUUGAAAGAAACUGUGAGACUUGUUGCCAACUAAUUGAAUAAUAGCAUUUGGCAAAUAAAUUCAUUCUAUCAGUUUUUUUGAAUAAUCUGCGUAACUGCUGAAUAAUAAUAUCUGUCCUUUGUCUGCAGGUGUCACCAACGAUUACGUGACCCCUGUUCAGACUGCCUGUCGCCCACAAAAAUGAUGUGUGCUUUCGCUGUCUUUUCCUUCCCAAUCAUUUUAAUACUUAAAUGCUAGCAUUGGCAGUGCACUAAUCAUUGAUUAAAGUAGAAGUGUAUUUGCGAAAAACAUAUGGCUACUUUGUGGCAGGUAACUGACAAAUAGUCUCAGCAGAAGUAUACAUUCUUUUCCCUUUCCUUUUGGUGAUUCAACAAUCCUGAAAGGGAAUAAAAUAGAUAAUGUGCUUUGCUUUGUUUGAGCAUUAAUCCCCUCGAGCAGGCAUGUUUGAAAAUAGGCAAAACUGAUUUAACCGUUGCCUCUUGUUGAUAAGGUCACAGGCAAUGGUAUACCGACAUAUCAAUACUUUCCCAGAGUACAUUCACGUAAGGUGAUCACAAGCCUUCAAUCUAAUUUCUUUUGUGUUUUUUCAUUUGAAGCCUGUUUAAUAACAAAUCUAUUUUUAUGUUUUUUUUAAAAAAAAGCAAAUAUUGUACCAAAUACAUAAUUGGGGCUGUGCUUUUUUUUAUGCUUUAACCCAAAUUUGGUUGACAUGUUAGUACCACACCACCUGCAGAGAUUUGUGGGAUUGUAUAUAUUAGACCAAUAGAAUGUAUAUUGCUUUGGGUUAUUCAAAGGAGAAAAUUCAAGUUAUCUCCACAUCUCUACUCAAUUCAUGUGGUUUGAAUAGCAAAUCAAAUAGCAAAGUUUUGCUUCUUAUAUUUAAAGAAAAUAUGUCUCAUUUCCACUGGAAUUCUUAAAGAACUUCAUCGGUAGUAAUGUUAAGGGCUCAUGCAGAAACAUUUUCAAGUUAAACCCUGCACAUCUUGUGAUAGGGUUAGAAUAUGCUGCUCAUACGUCUCUUAAGUAAAGGAGUACUUCAAUAUAAAGUUUAUCUUGGCAGUAAAUAGGGUCCCAUCUAUAGAAAUCUGAUUAUAAAUUCAAAUUAGUAUUUCAUAUAUUUGUAGGUGACCCUCUGUAUUAGCUACUUUGAACAUUUGGAGCCUAUCGUUAAAUUCUAAACCUUGACCUAAUUAAAAUGUCUUAACAUCUAGCUGAACUAUUACCUGCUUCUGUACGGAAGCUUUUGUUAUUUAAUAAUUUGCCAACCAUGAAUGUUUAGGCAGGGAUAUAUGUGUACUAUAUAGGUUUAUAGACGUUUAUGCUCAGUAAACAUGGGACACUAAACAUUAUAGUAGCAGUACAUCCCUCAUAAUUGGUAUUAGCUUUGUUUGUUCUUGAUCCUUUUUAUUAUCCAAGAUUCUGUUAUUUUCAUUUUAUCAUAAAGCUUGUUUGUAACCCUGUAAGGUCCUCAAGAAUUGGCUUUCAAGAAUUGUUCUGACGAUAAAAAUAAUGUUUUGGUUGCACACACUAAAUCGAUAACUGAAUUUGGAAAAUAAAUGUAUAAAUCUGCUAUUAAACUAAUAUACCUCACAAGAAAAUCCAUAAUAGAUCUGCUAAAAAUAUUUAAAACUUAUAAUAAUGUUCAUGUAAAUGUCAUUUAACAGAGGUAUUUCAUCACCAAUUUAAUCCUCAAUUUGUGUGAACUCAAGGGUUUAGCAAUAGCCACAUAAAUGGCAAUUUAUGUUUCACCACUGUACCUUCCAAUAUUGUGCUAAUAUAGGCUAUAUAUUGGUAUGUAAAUCUUCAUUUGGUGCACCAGAUCAUUGAUAACUUUAUCUCAAAUGUAGAUGUUUCUUUCAUGCUACCAUUGCUGCAUCUGUACACAUCAACUGUGCUGAAACUGUUUUCCUAGACCCAGUGCCUACAGUUGGACAAAUGCCACAUGUGUCCUUUUAGUAAUGAAGAAUUUUCUGUUUAACGAUGUUUUAAUAUCUGUUUCAAUAUAAUAACUUUUUCUUUGAAGAUAAAAAUAAACUGCCAGAAUUGACCAUUUUAAUGGGUGUGCAAUCAAUGGUCAUUUCGAUCCUAGAGUUUGAUUUUUACAUAGUAACUUGGUUGGCCUGAAAUGCUGCUAAAUAACUUUAAAAACUGUGUAAUGAUUCAAAAAAUGGUCUUUUAUGACAAAGCUAAUGUUAAUGAGCAUGUUAUGAAGGUCUAACUGUCACUACAGUUUAAGUAGUUGCUUGGUGAAAAUUGCUGUAAAAUAAAUGUCCACAUUCAAAUUUAUUUAUAUACAAUUCCUGUACCGGAAAUGUUUGAAAUAGAACUUAUUGUAAUGCUAUUCAUAAAGCUACUUGUUAAAUAUU
Messenger RNA from Hemiscyllium ocellatum (epaulette shark), 4407 nucleotides. RefSeq names its product synaptojanin 2 binding protein (gene synj2bp). NCBI's taxonomy places the organism in Eukaryota, Metazoa, Chordata, Chondrichthyes, Orectolobiformes, Hemiscylliidae. The record is from RefSeq and is a predicted model, not a curated record. Gene Ontology annotation, molecular function: protein binding. Bases 1 to 684 code for a protein of 227 amino acids. The transcript has 5 exons.